This is a messenger RNA of Camellia sinensis, 580 nucleotides long. The record is from RefSeq and is a predicted model, not a curated record. NCBI's taxonomy places the organism in Eukaryota, Viridiplantae, Streptophyta, Magnoliopsida, Ericales, Theaceae.
AUGGGCAUGAGAUCAGGGGGAACGAUCCUUAUAAUAUCCAGCAAGAAGGUUCUCUGGACAUUUUCAUUAUAUCUUGAAGUGGUAGCAAUCUUGCCACAGUUGGUACUAUUGCAACAUUCGAGGAACAUUGACAACUUGACUGGAAACUACAUUUUUCUUCUUGGUGCUUACCGAGCAUUAUAUAUUAUCAAUUGGAUCUAUCGUUUCUUUACGGAGAAUCACCAAGUCCGCUGGAUCCCUUGGGUAUCUGGCUUGGUUCAGACUGCUCUUUAUGCCGACUUCUUCUAUUACUAUAUAAAGAGCUGGAAGAACAACGAGAAACUCAAGCUUCCUGAAUGAUGUGGAUCUUUUUUGGUUCAGAUAUACACUAAGAAGUACUGUUAUAGUGGGAAAAUAUACUAGUUUAAGAAUUUUUUUUUUUUCCUUUUUUUUUUCAUUUCAGUUUAGAACAUGCUCUGUGGACCAGGUUGCUAAUGUACCUUUAAUUUAACAGUGACACUGUGACAAGAUGCUUUACAAUUGAAAAAGAAAUGUUAAUCACGUGUUAGUUAUGGGUAAUUGCUAAUCAGAUUUUGCUUUA